Messenger RNA from Mercenaria mercenaria, 3813 nucleotides. RefSeq names its product structural maintenance of chromosomes protein 3-like. Bases 63 to 3683 code for a protein of 1206 amino acids. Gene Ontology annotation, biological process: mitotic sister chromatid cohesion. The transcript is spliced from 32 exons. Gene Ontology annotation, cellular component: chromosome. Gene Ontology annotation, molecular function: ATP hydrolysis activity; double-stranded DNA binding; ATP binding. NCBI's taxonomy places the organism in Eukaryota, Metazoa, Mollusca, Bivalvia, Venerida, Veneridae. The record is from RefSeq and is a predicted model, not a curated record.
UAAAUAAACCUGAAAAUUUUACUGUCGCCAGAUUAAAUUUAGAAGCAAACAACUGAUAUACAAUGUAUAUAAAACAGGUUAUUAUUCAAGGGUUUAGAAGCUAUAGGGAACAGACUGUGGUUGAACCUUUCAGCAGUAAACAUAAUGUGAUAGUUGGAAGAAAUGGAUCUGGGAAAAGUAAUUUUUUCUAUGCAAUACAGUUUGUAUUGUCAGAUGAAUUCAGUCAUCUUCGACCAGAGCAGAGACAGGCAUUGCUACAUGAGGGAACAGGUCCAAGAGUGAUCUCAGCAUUUGUUGAAGUGAUUUUCGAUAACUCUGACAACCGUAUACCUAUUGACAAGUAUGAGGUUGUGCUAAGAAGAGUGAUCGGAUCAAAGAAAGACCAAUAUUUUCUUGACAAGAAAAUGGUUACCAAAGGGGAUGUUAUGAACUUGUUGGAAAGUGCUGGAUUCUCAAGAAGUAAUCCAUACUACAUAGUCAAACAAGGAAAGAUUAAUCAGAUGGCCACAGCCCCAGAUUCACAAAGGUUGAAGUUAUUACGGGAAGUAGCUGGAACCAAAGUUUAUGAUGAAAGAAAAGAAGAAAGUAAAGAUAUUCUCAGAGAAACAGAGGGUAAAAGGGAGAAGAUCAACGAUUUGCUCAAGUAUAUUGAGGAAAGAUUGGCCACUUUAGAAAAUGAAAAAGAAGAACUUAAAGAAUAUCAAAAAUGGGAUAAAAUGAGGCGAUCACUGGAGUACACAAUUCAUGAUCAUGAAUUAAGAGACACAAAGAAGAAAUUGGAUGAAUUACAGGAAAAGAGAGACAACAGUGGUGCUCAGUCUCAAAAGUUCCGAGAUCUCCAGCAAGCAGCUAAUGAUAAAGUGAAGUCUAUCAAUAAAGAUUUAAGAGAUUUGAAGACACGUAUGCAGACAGUGUUUGAUGAGAAAGAGCAGCUUCAAACAGAGAACCAGGAACUCACAAAACAGAAAGCUAAACUUGAGCUUUUGAUUAAAGAUAUUCAAGAUGAUUUAGAGGGAGAUGCCAAAGCUAAGAAAAAGUUGGAAGAGGAUCUGAGAAAGGUGAAUGAAAAGAUUGCAAAGACACAGACAUCAUUGGAGAAUAUAACACCACAGUAUGAAUCUCUGAGAGACAGGGAAGAGGAGUGUACACAACAGUUGCAAGCUGCAGAACAGAGAAGGAAAGAACUGUAUGCUAAACAAGGACGUGGAAAUCAAUUUACAUCUAGAGAGGACCGAGAUACCUGGAUCAAGAAUGAACUGAAGUCUCUCAACAAAGCAAUUAAAGAUAAAGAGGAGCAGAUACGGAAGCUGACAGAAGACACUGGUCAAGAGGAGAAGAGAAAGGACAUGUUAGAGACUAGAAUUACAGAAAUCAACCAGAAAGUGGAACAGCAUAAAGAAAUUAUAGAUACCAACAACAGAAGCUACAAUGAAAUGAAGGCAAAGAAAGAUGAGCUACAAAAUGAAAGGAGUGCAUUGUGGCGGGAGGAGAAUGCAUUGCAGCAGACUUUAGUCUCCUUGAGAGAUGAACUUGGCAAAAAGGAGCAAGGACUUAGAUCAAUGACAGGAAAGGCAACAUUGAAUGGUAUCAACAGUGUCCAAAAAGUGUUACAGUCAUUUCGAGACCGUAAUGUAAAUCAUGAUCUCAUCAGUGGUUAUUAUGGAACACUCAUUGAAAUGUUUGAAUGUGACAAGACAUUCUUUACAUGUGUAGAGGUCACAGCAGGGGGAAGGUUAUUUCACCACAUUGUUGACAGUGAUCAGACUGGAACAGCAAUAUUGAAAGAGAUGAAUAGACAACACUUGCCAGGAGAGGUAACCUUCAUGCCUCUCAACAGAUUGGAUAACAGGGAUACAGUCUACCCAGAAACCAAUGAUGCAAUACCAAUGAUCAGCAAGCUUCGUUAUGAUGAUAAAUACGGUCCUGCUUUAAAACACGUCUUCUCUAAAACAUUGAUCUGUAGAAGUAUGGAAGUGGCCACACAGAUAGCUAGAACACAGAACCUUGAUUGUAUUACAUUAGAUGGGGAUCAGGUAUCAAGGAGAGGGGCACUCACUGGAGGCCACUAUGAUAACAGAAGGUCAAGGCUGGACCUUCACAAGUCGAAAGAAGAAUAUGCACAGAAGGUAGCAGAUCAAGAAAGGCAGUACAGUGAGCACAAGAGUAAGCUUGAAGAAAUAGAGGGUCAGAUCAACAAUCUUGUGUCUGAGAUGCAGAAGAUGGAGACAAGAAACAGCAAGAACAGGGAUAACUAUGAGAAAAUGAAGGCAGAUGUUCGACUGAUGACAGAGGAACUGAAAAACUUACAGAAGAGUCAGCCGGGCAAAGGGAAGAGUGUAGUAAACCUACAGAGCAGUUUGGAGGCUAUGAAAGGUACAGCCCUGUCACUGAAGGAGGAGUUGGGGACGGAUUUACUGUCACAACUCAGUGUUGAGGAUCAGGAAGAGAUGGACAAACUCAAUGAUCAGAUUAAAACUUUAACUCAACAGAACAAAGAUUCUCUGAAAGAAAGAAUUAAGCUAGAAGGUGAAAAGAACAAACUGGAGAACUUACUACAGAACAAUCUGAUGAAGAACCGUGAACGAAUUCUUGGUGAGAUGCAGGAAGAAGCUGUUAUGAACAGGAAGGAAAGGUUGACAUCUUCAGGCGAGGACCUUAGUAAGGUGGAUUCGAGACUUGCAGAAAUCAAAAGCUCUAUGAAAGAACUGGAAGACAAUUUAGAGAAACUGAACAAGGAGCAGAAAGAACUGCAGAAUAAUAUCGAAUAUUGGAGGGGUCAGGAGAAAGAGAUGCAGGAUAAACUUGGAGAAGAUUCUAAAGAACUAGAUAAAAUGACAAAUAAGCAAACUGUCCUUCUUAAAAAGAAAGAUGAGUGUAUGAAGAAGAUAAGAGAAUUAGGAUCUCUGCCUAGUGAUGCAUUUGAAAAGUACCAAAAUCUCGGCUCCAAACAGUUGUUCAAAAAGCUUGAUCAGUGUAAUGCUGAACUGAAGAAGUACAGUCAUGUGAACAAGAAAGCCCUUGAUCAGUUUGUCAACUUUACAGAACAGAAAUCAAAACUAAUCAAGAGAAAAGAGGAAUUAGAUAGGGCUCACACAUCCAUCAUUGAUCUGAUGAAUGCUCUCGACCAUAGGAAGUAUGAAGCUAUCCAGCUUACAUUUAAACAGGUGUCAAAGUACUUCAGUGAGAUCUUCAAGAAGUUGGCCCCAGAAGGUCAUGCUGUUCUUGUCAUGAAAAAAGGGGACACAGAUCAAGGGGGAGAUGAUGAAGAUGGUUCACAGUCUCAGGAAGUGCCACUUGUGGAACAGUUCACUGGCGUCGGAAUUAAGGUUUCAUUCAGUGGGAACAGAGCAGAGAUGAGAGACAUGCAGCAGUUAUCUGGUGGUCAAAAGUCUCUUGUAGCUCUUACACUCAUUUUUGCCAUCCAGAAAUGUGACCCUGCUCCAUUCUACUUGUUUGAUGAAAUAGACCAGGCUUUAGAUGCUCAACAUAGAAAAGCUGUUGCAGACAUGAUACAUGAGUUGUGUCAGGAUGCCCAGUUUAUUACUACAACAUUUAGACCUGAGCUGCUUGAACAUGCUGACAAAUUCUAUGGUGUUAAAUUUAGGAACAAGGUGAGUCACAUAGACUGUGUGAGUUAUGAGGAAGCACAGGAUUUUGUGGAAGAUGACACAACACAUGGUUAGAUUGUACCAACUCUUGUAUAGUUUGGUAGAAACUGUAGAAUACUUGCUGAUGUUUAUUACAGAUGUUGAAGUUACUAACAGAAAGUUUCAUUUUAUUCUCUCUAUAGGAAAUAAACUGCUAGAAGUUUUA